This is a messenger RNA of Amoebophrya sp. A25, 2858 nucleotides long. The record is from the annotation of a GenBank genome assembly. Lineage: Eukaryota; Dinophyceae; Syndiniales; Amoebophryaceae.
UGCUGAUGGCAGGCUGGCGCAGCUGCACCGGUGGUAGCUAGUUCGUUGUCGCUGCCAAACGCGGCCUAGCACCCGCUGCGGCAAGGCGAGGCAAAAAGGACUUCGUGAAAGACAAAGAAUAUUAUAGAAAUGCGUCUGGUCAGAUCGGCAUCGGCCUAACCCUAUUUUUAAGUCUGAGACUUUCUUGAGCGACGAGAGACUGAUUGAAUACCAAAACACUAAAUCUGUAAGUAGAAAGCAUGUUGUUCCGAUGCAAUCGCACGGUAAGAGCUAGGUUGUUCUGUCCUGAGAGGAGUUACCUGGCGCGCUAUCAAUCUGUCGUGAGAGAAAACAUUUAAUCUUUCGACGAGGCAACCUAUCUUCAUCAAUCUGUGCCCAUGUUAGAGUCUUCCGAAAGCGGCGUAUUUUGAUUUUCACUUUCCAUUUUUCUCAAUUCAAAACCAGUCCGAAAGCGUAAGAUAGAGCAGUCAGCCUGCCCUUUUUGCCGCCCCUCCCCCUGUGAAUGGAUGUUUAUUUAGUAACGUACGUACUAUUGAUGUGUCGAAAGAAUUUUGAUACGAACUUCUUUUUUCUCGUGAAGAUUCCUCAUUUCACAUAGUUGCAUGUAAAAGCAAAGGCGGCCACGGGCUUCUAUCUUCAAUCUUCCUUAGACUAGCCUUAGACCGAAAGUAAAUCAAAAUGGCAGACGGCGGUCAGUAUUACGACCAAAGCUGGUCCGGCGGUUGGCCAGACCAAGGUGGUGAGGACUGGAACCAAGACCACUGGCCAGAACAUAUGCAGAGUGAUCCAAACCAAGGCAAUGCCUAUGGUUGGGGAGGCGAGGAGAGCUGGCAUGGCAGUGCGGAUGACCCAGAUUUCAAUACCUGUUGGGGCGACGCGCCGAGCACGGAACACCAUAGAGGUGCUAAAGAGUAUUUCGAGGAGUGGGAGGGAAAGCACUACCAUGCAGCGGCGAAAGAAGCUGGUGAUGGGAGACGGGUGCAAGCGGGAAUGACGAAAGGGGUUUACAAGCCGAUUAUUGAAUACGGAGAGUUCUUCUACAUGGUAAUCAACGUUGACGGAGCACCGAUGUUUGCAGACGUGAACAGCAACGACGCUGAGGUGGGUCGUGCGCAGCUAGGCGAAGUUAUUCCCUGUGACGCGCGAGCGAGACCUGGUAAGGACGGCUUGAAAUAUGUCCGUGGUUUCAAGGGAGAAUGGAUUCUGGAGACGGCCUAUGGACCGGGGAUGGGCAGCAAGAUUCCCAUCUUAACGGAAGUCAACACUUCGAACAAGAAAAACGAACAACUAAAGGCCGUUCAGUUCACUGCUAUGCGCAACCUACCGGUUUUCCAUACUCCUUGUGUGUAUUUACCCGUAGUCAGUGUCAUGCCAGCAGGAAGCUUUAUCCGAAUUCAGGAGUAUGUCCAGUACUAUGCAACCAACGGAGAGGAGAUCAUCAUGUACCAUUUGAAUGACAUGACGGGAGCAGCAAUGGAUGGAUGGGCGCCCUUGAUGUUACCGGGAAAUCUUCUAGGCAUCUCGGAGUCGAACUUGAAGCAUUUGCAUCCGCCAAUACACUUUUUGUGCAAUGCACUGGGAGGGGUGUUGCCGAGGUACUUGUGAAGUUUACUGAGAGCGUAAACGAGCAGUAGUAGAGAUAAAAAGAUCUGAUCGUGGUUCUCAUCUGUCAAGAUUGAGUCGCAUGAGGAGCUUACAUCAAUUUCGUCUUGAUCUUUCCACCACUCGUCUCAACACUUCAUUUGCUCCCUCGUGUUGAAACCAAAACGACAGGUGGGGCCCAACCCUCGACGCUACGCAGAAGAUUCAAGGUGCUAGACCCCUCAGCCAAGGCGCGAUGUUGGAAACCGAUACUAUCGUGAGGCACAAGUAUACGCAUGAAGAGUAUGCCCAAGUAUGGAUGCCGCCACCUUUGAACAGCUAUGGUUGGAUGCCGAUUAAGUUGUAUACCGAUGCGACGCAUACUUUGCACGAAUUGAUGCAGCCUUGCGAGUACAGGAUUGAGUGGUGGAGCUAUAAAGUGUGCCAGCCGAAUGCGGUAUAAUUUUCCUUGCGUGCUGUCUGUCUAGUUACAGUUUAUUUAGUUAUUAGACUACGUUUGGUUUUGACUUGUUCCUUGUGUCUAUUAUUGGGUGCUGUAGGAAUCAGCGCUGAUACAAUUCGAUGCAUCAUGUCGCUCAAAGGUCAUCAUCGUUAUCCGACAUGUGGAUCAUGUGUAGAAAAUUUGCACAACGACCAAAUAAAUGUCGCAGGUUCGCGCUUUCGCUGGCCCUUCUUGGCACUCGAAGCCUAUCACCAAGCCUUUCAAGGCUGCCUUCCGCUGUAUCACUUGUGAAGUGAUAGACCUCGGCGUCCAGGACAAGCACCGGCAACCUUGCUGGAUGAAGCUUGCUCCCCCACUCAGCGGUUGGGUUCCAAUGUUCGACCAAACUUGUAGCCGCAAACUUUUACUGCCCUUAGGAAAAGAAGCACCGGGAAAAGCGGAGUUUUCUGCCAUGUUGAGGAACACUAGGGAAGCGGUUAAAGGGGGCGACCACGCAGAUGCACAUGAUGCGCUGCACAGACUGGAGAAGGAUGUAGAACAGCAAAUGCGAAGAGUAGGAAGAGAGCAGGAGAAGAAGUUCAGACGUAAAACAGAGGGCUUCUUCAAUAACACGGAGGCUAGAGACGCGGCCUCCAGAGAACAGGAACGACUGUCUGAAGAUGCCAAAUUCUUGGCGAGGAUAAAAUAACAGCUGCACAACUGUUGGUUGUCUAAUACAACUUGUGAGAAAUCUUAAUCUUCUCCUGGAUAGAAUGAAAAAUGAAUACUUGUUCUUGUUUUACAUUAAGGUAUCAGCAGCGAAGACGACGACUAC